CAGUCCGCUGAUUUCAGUGUUUUGAUGACUUCAUCCCCAUCCUACUCACUCGCUCCAGCCGAAGUCUGAGAGCCUCGCCUCCGGCAAGCUGGUCAGAGGAGUAAACAGUGCCUGCGGCUGUGACGAGGAACUGCAGUAUGGAAAUCUUUGGUGGGAUGUCGGCGAGGAUUCACCGUGAGCGGCUGCAUGCGGAGGGCGUGGGCUCUAACGAGCGAGCACUGCGUUUCCUCAACCAGGAUUACGAGGCUUUGAAGCAGGAGAGCCUGGAGAGCGGACAGCUGUUUGAGGACCCCUGCUUCCCCGCCCAGCCGCCGUCACUGGGCUUCAAAGAGCUCGCCCCUCACUCCUCCAAAACCCGUGGCGUGACGUGGAAGAGGCCCACGGAGCUCACAGAGGGUCCUCAGUUCAUAGUUGGUGGAGCCACACGGACAGACAUCUGCCAGGGAGCUCUGGGUGACUGCUGGUUGUUGGCUGCUAUAGCAUCUCUCACUCUGAAUGAGAAGCUCCUCCACAGAGUGGUGCCUCACGGUCAGAGCUUUACAGACGACUAUGCCGGCAUCUUCCACUUCCAGUUCUGGCAGUUUGGCGAGUGGGUGGACGUGGUCAUUGACGACAGGCUGCCAGUGAAGGACGGGGAGCUGAUGUUUGUGCACUCGGCCGAGGGGAGCGAGUUCUGGAGCGCCCUGCUGGAGAAGGCCUACGCUAAACUUAAUGGAUCAUACGAGGCCCUGUCUGGAGGCUCCACCACUGAGGGCUUUGAAGACUUCACGGGUGGAGUGGCCGAGAUGUAUGAGCUGCGCAAGGCUCCCAGGGACCUGCAUCGCAUCAUCGCCAAAGCUCUGGAGAGAGGCUCGCUGUUGGGCUGCUCCAUCGAUAUUACUAGUGCCUUUGACAUGGAAGCGAUCACUUUCAAGAAGUUGGUGAAAGGCCACGCCUACUCCGUUACAGGUCUCACGGAGGUGAAUUUCCGUGGUAAUAGAGAAAGACUGAUCCGUGUCCGGAACCCUUGGGGGCAGAUCGAAUGGACAGGAGCCUGGAGUGACAAUUCUUCUGAAUGGAAUGCAAUUGAUCCUGCUGAAAAAGAGGAGAUGAACUCCAAAAUGGAGGAUGGAGAGUUCUGGAUGUCAUUUCAGGAGUUUAAGCGUCAGUUCUCACGGCUGGAAAUCUGUAAUCUGACGCCUGAUGCUCUGAGUGAUGACAGCCUGAGUUACUGGAACACCAUCAAAUUUGAGGGUGGCUGGAGGAGAGGGAGCACGGCAGGAGGCUGCAGGAACCACGCCAACACGUUCUGGAUAAACCCGCAGUAUAAGAUCACCCUGCUGGAGGAGGAUGACGAUCCAGAAGAUGAUGAAAAAGCCUGCAGCUUCCUGGUGGCUCUGAUGCAGAAGGACCGCCGACGCUACCGCAAGCAGGGCCAGGACAUGCACACCAUUGGCUUCGCUAUCUAUGAGGUCCCAGAGGAGUUCCAAGGUUGCCAGAGUGUGCACCUGAAGAAGGACUUUUUCCUUCGCCACUCUUCCUGUGCCCGUUCCGAGACCUUCAUCAACCUGCGGGAGGUGAGCUCACGACUCCGCCUGCCUCCGGGAGAGUAUCUGGUUGUCCCUUCCACCUUCGAGCCUGGGAAAGAAGCUGAUUUCGUCCUCAGAGUCUUCACCGAGAAGCAGUCCGAGACACAAGAGAUGGAUGAUGACGUGUCAUUCAUCCUGGACGAAGAGGGAGAAAUUACAGAGCAAGACAUCGAUGCCUCAUUCAGAACCAUGUUUGCUCAGCUGUCAGGAGAGGAUAUGGAGAUAUCAGUCCAUGAGUUGAGGACCAUCCUGAACAGAGUCGUGGGCAAACACAGAGACUUAAAGACAGACGGUUUCAGUUUGGAGGCGUGCAGGUGUAUGGUGGCCCUCAUGGAUAAAGACGGAAGUGCUCGUCUGGGCUUGGUGGAGUUCCAGAUUCUGUGGAAUAAGAUCCGGAAGUGGCUGGGAAUUUUUCGGCAGUUUGAUCUGGACAAGUCAGGCAACAUGAGCUCCUAUGAGAUGCGUCUGGCCUUGGAAUCAGCUGGUUUUAAGCUCAACAACAAGCUGAACCAGGUGCUGGUGGCACGAUACGCUGACAAAGAGAUGAUCGACUUUGAUAACUUCAUCUGCUGCCUGGUCAAGCUGGAGGCCAUGUUCAGAACCUUCCAGCAACUGGACAGAGAUGGAACUGGAGUGGCUGAGCUUAACCUCUCAGAAUGGCUGUACCUGACCAUGUGCGGUUGAGAGUCGGAUCAGCGGGGAGUCCACCCUUCAUCCCGAAGAUCGGACGGCUGAGCAGCUGCAGCACUACAGUAGCUCCUCAAAGCUUUCGUUUUGUUUAUCAUUCCAAUCCAAAGAUGCUUGUUCGACCCAGCACGGACUGCCUUAUCCACUUUAACGAUAUGUAAAGCCACCUCAGACACCUUAGUAUGUUUUUGCUUCAUGCGUGAAAGAAUAUCCUAUCUAUGCAAGAUGAUCUUAGAUACUUAAAACCAUGCAAUAUGAUCACAGUGAGUCAACUCUUUGGCUGAAUAUACAACUGCAUAAACAUUGCUGCAUGACACUAAGAGUAAAUAAUCCAGCACUGUGCCACUAGCCUUAUUUUAAAGGGGUAUUCUCAUCUCAGAGACUGACGUUACUACAUUCCCUCAUAUCUGGAGUGGACUGGAUCUGAUAGGUGCGACUGACCUGUCAUCUGAAAGAAGCAUACACUACAUAGGCCUUGUUUAGUUUAGGCUGUAAAUCUGUUGAGGAUGUUCUCUACAAAAACUAACAAGGAAAAGGUUAUGAAUGCCAAGAUUUAGUUGAUGUCAUGAUGUAGAAAUCUGACCUCCCUGCUUGUCCAUAACUUAAAAAGGAAUUCCACCAUUUUUAAAGUUUCUGCAUAAUUCAUUUGUGGAAAAAAGAAAAAACAAAGUCAUUCAUAUAUAGGUGCACUUU
Colossoma macropomum (tambaqui) is the source of this 2948-nucleotide messenger RNA. Its product is annotated as calpain-1 catalytic subunit-like. Gene Ontology annotation, molecular function: calcium-dependent cysteine-type endopeptidase activity; calcium ion binding. Gene Ontology annotation, biological process: proteolysis. The transcript has 23 exons. The record is from RefSeq and is a predicted model, not a curated record. Lineage: Eukaryota; Metazoa; Chordata; Actinopteri; Characiformes; Serrasalmidae. Bases 138 to 2252 code for a protein of 704 amino acids. Gene Ontology annotation, cellular component: cytoplasm.